AUGAUAGCGUACGUGGACUGUCUGUCCCCUGAGCUGGUGGGGGGAGGCGGCGUGAGGGUGGGUGCUCGAUGCUGGAAAGGUGGGUACAGCGAGGAUGAGGAUGAGUUGCUUCCUCUCUGCUCGAAAGAUGUCCGAAAGAUGCCCUCCCUGCAGCCCAAGAACGAGGGCAGUUUGAGACGUCGUCUGCUCACCUCCAAGAUCCACCAGCAACGAGACGGAUUGUGGGCUCCCAGGCCUCUUGCCCAGGGUCUCCCAGACAACCAAGGCCUCCAGGGGACGCUACACAGACAGGACUACCCUGGCCCCCAGCCCCAGGCCAAACCCAGCCCCUCUGGCCUUAUGAUCCACCACCUAGCAGGCUACUCGUCACAAGGCUCCCAGCAACAUAGGCACAACGCAGGAGCAGCCAGCUGCAGCCGCACUUCAACCCCAGGCUACCCCAACUCUAACCCAGGAUACUGUAACCCAGGAUACUGUAACCCAGGAUACUGUAACCCAGGAUACUGUAACACAGCCUACACCACAAGGCCCAGCAGCAGCUCUAACCCAGGACACCACAACACUGCACAAGGACCCAGCAACCCUUCCCCAGGACAGGGUUACGACUCUACCUCCUCCACACCAGGACCCAGCUACAGCUCUACCUUAGGGUUAGCUCCCCAGCCCCAGCCCCAGCCCCAGCCCCAGCCCAGCCUCCACUCUAACCUGCCCCAGCAGAGAAAGAGCUUCUCUCCCUUCAACCUGCUCAGACGGCGCAGCUACAACUCCAGCCAGAUCCCCUUCUCACAUACCCCCCAAAGCCAAGACUGGAGAGCUGUCAGUCUGGACGAGGACAGGAAGUGGUCAGUACACUACACUUCCCAGAAUCCUCAGCAGGAGACACGGCCGUCCUGUGGGGACGACCUCUGCACUGUUCUCAGAGGUAAGAGGUCAGGGGUGAGGGCUCAUGGUAAGAGUCCUAGCCUAUCAGAGGACAGGCUGCUUGAUGACAAGCCCAGGAAGGACAGAAGACGGAAAAAGAGGUCCAAGCUGCUGGACUAUCUGUCUCAGUCCUGCUUCUCUGUCUGCUGGAGGAGAAAGUCUACAGCGGCAUCCCCAGACGAGGACCUCUUUGCAUAUUCGUUCCGGCCGCCGCCGAGCCCCCCGUUGAACUUUUACGAAGACAUUGAUGACACAGUUAAUGGGGGUGACAUCAUGACUAAUGUCUGUGAUCUCACAGUCGCCGAAGAAACGGAAUGGUCCAAGCCCCUCCCCCUGCCGACACCAGAGGAGAAGAUGAGGCAGCAGGCGCAGGCCAUCGCCGCUGACAUAGUACCCAUUAACAUCACUGGUGAAAGUUUUGAGCGCCAGGCCAGUUUCCGGCGGGCGUUAGCCAACACAGACAGUCUGAUCCGUCAUCCCCGGAACAAACUCACACGCCGCAAGACCAUCACAGGGAUACCUGAUGACGUCCCCAGAGAUCUGGAACAUGAAGCUGAUGAAGAGCCAGGGUGUAGUGGAACAGUGGUUCAGCCUGGUCAGUACUCUACUUUGGGCCGGAUCGGCAUUGUCAACACAGCCCUGCUACAGAGCACUAUCAUACGGCGCUCACACACCCAGUCACACACGCCCUCAUAUGCCCCAGAGGCCGGCCAGACGGGGGACGAGAGAAGAGAGGAGGGAAGGUUGGACGAGGAGAGCGUGGUGGAUAAGAGAGAGGAGGAGGAAAGGAGGGAGGAGAGGAGAGUGGUGAAGUCAUCAGUGUGUCGGAUCCAGGCCCAGAGAGGACAGGGCAUCUCUUCUCUGAUGGCUUCUCUCACCCCGACCCUCAACCCUAACCCCACCUUUACUCCUAACUCUCACCCUAGCCUCACUCUUAACUCUAACCCUUCCCUUAAGAUUCAACCUCACCCAAGCCUCACCCUCACCCCCUCAUCUUCCUUGGGCAGUGACUCCCUGGCGGGUGAAGAUGGGGGGGAGGGCUUCCACAGCCUCCCUCGUGAGGACACCUUGUCCUCUGUGAGCAGCUGCCUUACCACCCCCUACAGGACACUCUGCGACACUGCACCCUGCUCUAAGGACCAUGUCUUCCAGAGCCAACCAGGGAAGGGUUGGAGCUGCAUAUCCCAGAGUCAGAGCACAUUGCUCGGGGAGGACUGGAGCUACGUGCCCCUGCUGACCUCCAGCCAUUCCUCCCCACUCCAUCCUCUCUCCUCCAUCUCUUCCCCCUCUCAGACCGACUGCAGCUCUAUCUGCUCCUGGGACGCAGACACCGCCGGACACUCCCCCUUGCAGUGGCUCAAGUCCCACAGCAACGGCUGCAUUUCUGCCGACUACGCCACCGGCAACAACCGCUGUCCCCACGGUAACCAAGACCACCACGGUCUCCAUAGCAACAGUUGUAACUUGUCACACAGUAUCUCGCUGAGGAAGUUCAAGAGGCCCCCCGUUCCCCCUACCCGUUCCACAUCGCUACGGCAUAAACCUGCUCGGGGUAAACCGCUGCGCUACAACUUCAACAACCCUAGCAAACCUGGAGAUAGAGAGGAUGUGGUGGUGACGGUACAGAGGAGUCUCCAGACCCCCAGUCCUGCUCCCGUUUCCCCUCUGGUCUCCCCUGUGGUGUUUGAGGUGUUCGAGGAUCCUUGGGUCCCCCGCUGUCGCAGCUUCAGCAGUCUGAGCAGGGGGGAAAGGGGAGCUGCUGAUAUAGCCAGCCAGAUCAACCAGGUCCCUCACUUCCACAGCUUCCACCAACAACACACUGCUGGUCAGGACCAGGACUACCCUCCCAGCUACCGCCUCAAGCAGCCUCACCACUCUGCGCCCCGCUCAGCCAGUACUGGAGGGCUGAGCCUGCCUAUGGGACCUAAAAUGACCGCUUCUUUUCCUAACAUGGCCACCUCUGCAGGGAGACUGCAGCGUCUGGCUUCCAACUCCAGUGGAUACUCCAGGCAGUGCAACAACCAAACCUCCUCCUCACCCCAAACCACCUCCUCACCCCUCACUUCCUCCUCCUCCCUGCCCCUCACCUCCUCGCUUCCCAGGACUUAUACCCCCCUCUCCCCCCUCUUCCGCUCCUCUCUGAGUCCAACACUCCUUCCUCUCUACCUCCACCCUACCCAUCCCUUCCGCAACAACAAUCACUCCCCUCUCCUCCUCCUCUCCCUCAACUGUGCAUCUCUCCCUUCUCUCCCCGCUCCUCCUCCUCUACCUCAGCCAUCCCUCCCCACUCCUCUAACUUCUCCCCCUUCCCUCCUGCCUCCCUCCUUUACCUGUGCAGUGCGACAGACUCAGCCCCACCCCUUUUAUACACCUGUUACACCUGCCAGUCAUGUGACAUCAUUGCCAGGAUUCCCUCCUCCUCCUUCCCCUGAGCUUUUAGAGGAUUUAGACCUCUCAAUCAACAGUCAUCCUCCUCCCCCUCCUCCCCCACCUCCGCCACCUCCUCCCCCUUACACCCACACCCCUACACCACCUUCCCCUCUCCAGAGCCCCUGCAGAGUGAGUCCAGGACGGCCCCCCCGCCCCCUGAUCACAACCCAAGCCCUGCAGAAAGUCACCCUGCGCUCUGUCAAGAGGCCACAAGAGCUAGCCCCACAGGAGCUAACUAGCAUUAUGCUAACAAACCCUACAUCAGCUAAUGUCGAACAGAGCCAAGAUAGCAAUGAUGCUACACUAACUAGCAUGAUGCUAACCAACGCAACCCCAGCUAAUGAUGGCCGGCAGAGCCCAGAGAUCACCGAUGCUAAGCUAACUAGCAUUACGCUAACCAACGCUAUGUCAACUAAUGAUGCCCAGCAGAGCCCAGAGAGCAUUGAUGCUAAGCUAAAUGGCAUUACACUAACCUGCGCCCAGGAGAGAGUGGAGGGCAUGGAUGCCACACUAACCAGCACUGUGUUAGAGAGUGUGGAGAGGAUCAGUGGUAUGCUUACUGAGGCUGAAGAGAGACAAACCACUGGCGUUCAGAAAAUGGCUGCCAAUUCAACUGGCACUAUGCUAGCAUAUUUCCAAAAGAGACUUGAAACCAAUGAUGCUAUGCUAAAGGCGGCCACAAAGACACCGUCAGAGUCUGUCCCUCCCUGCUCCACACCGACCACUACUCAGCACACUGACAGAACCAGAGAGUCUGUCCCUCCCUGCUCCACACCGACCACUACUCAGCACACUGACAGAACCAGAGAGUCUGUCCCUCCCUGCUCCACACCGACCACUACUCAGCACACUGACAGAACCAGAGAGUCUGUCCCUCCCUGCUCCACACCGACCACUACUCAGCACACUGAGAGAACCAGAGAGUCUGUCCCUCCCUGCUCCACACCGACCACUACUCAGCACACUGAGAGAACCAGAGAGUCUGUCCCUCCCUGCUCCACACCGACCACUACUCAGCACACUGACAGAACCAGAGAAUCUGUCCCUCCCUGCUCCACACCGACCACUACUCAGCACACUGAGAGAACCAGAGAGUCUGUCCCUCUCUGCUCCCCACCGACCACUACUCAGCACACUGACAGAACCAGAGAGUCUGUCCCUCCCUGCUCCACACCGACCACUACUCAGCACACUGACAGAACCAGAGAGUCUGUCCCUCCCUGCUCCACACCGACCACUACUCAGCACACUGAGAGAACCAGAGAGUCUGUCCCUCCCUGCUCCACACCGACCACUACUCAGCACACUGACAGAACCAGAGAGUCUGUCCCUCCCUGCUCCACACCGACCACUACUCAGCACACUGACAGAACCAGAGAGUCUGUCCCUCCCUGCUCCACACCGACCACUACUCAGCACACUGACAGAACCAGAGAGUCUGUCCCUCCCUGCUCCACACCGACCACUACUCAGCACACUGACAGAACCAGAGAGUCUGUCCCUCCCUGCUCCACACCGACCACUACUCAGCACACUGACAGAACCAGAGAGUCUAUCCCUCCCUGCUCCACACCGACCACUACUCAGCACACUGACAGAACCAGAGAGUCUAUCCCUCCCUGCUCCACACUGACCACUACUCAGCAGACUGAUAGAACCAGAGAGGCUGUUGGAACAGAAGAAGCCCUCAGUCCCUCAACAACCCCACAGACGCCUAGAACCCCUCAGAAGCCUAGAAUCCCAGAGAACCCUAGAACUCCAGAGGCUAUAAUGCUUGAGAAGCCUAGAACACUGGAGAAGCCUAGAACACUGGAGAAGCCGAGAAUCCCAGACAACCCUAGAACUCCAGAGGCUAUAAUGAUAGAGAAGCCUAGAACACUGGAGAAGCCUAGAACACUGGAGAAUCCCAGAACACUGGAGAAGCCCAGAACACUGGAGAAGCCCAGAACACUGGAGCAGCCCAGAACACUGGAGAAGCCUAGAACACUGGAGAAGCCCAGAACACUGGAGAGGCCUAGAACCCCAGAAAAGCCUAAAGUGGUUGUUCUCUCUAGGCCACUGAGAGCAGUGGUUUUAAGUUCUAGCUCUCCUGCUGAGAACAGAGAACCAGCGUUACAGAACGGAGAACACACGCCUCGACAGGAGACCACACCCUGCCUCACCAACGGCCAACUAGAGCACUCAGCGUGUGCAAACACACUCACACACUCCCCUGCUACCCCCUCCUCCACCCCCCGCAAAGAGAAGCCUCCCAUUGCCCUAAAAAACCCUAAACUAUCCCUACUGAGGACACACCAGACAGACACACCAACCCCACCACCCGUACUCACAGGUACACCUCCACAGCCCUUUGUCCCAGAGACACCACCCUUUCUGGGGAUAAAAUUGGCACAGACAGAGUCCCAGACAGAGACCCAGCCAAAGCCAAAGCCUGAAUUCCCCUUCCUGAAACGCCACCAGUCAGAAUACUAUGUAGCGGAGUUACCACCAAGGCCCUCUCCUCCAGCACCCUGUGUACCAGAGUUACCACCAAGGCCCUCUCCUCCAGCACCCUGUGUACCAGAGUUACCACCAAGGCCCUCUCCUCCAGCACCCUGUGUACCAGAGUUACCACCAAGGCCCUCUCCUCCAGCACCCUGUGUACAAAAGUUACCACCAAGGCCUUGUCCUCCAGCAUCCCGUGUAACAGAGUUACCACCAAGGCCCUCUCCUCCAGCAUCCUGUGUACCAGAGCCACAGCAGGAGUCCUGUCCACUGGAGAUGAAGACAUACACAGAGACAGAAGCAGAGACAAAGGUAGAAUGUGGCUCUGUGCCAAUCACAGAGCUGGGGAGAUCAGAACCUGAACCAGAUGAGAUAUGGGUGAUGCAGGAGGAAGAAGAGAAGGAAGAGAAAGAAGAGAGAGAGAAUGCGCACAUCACACUGAUGCUGGGGAGGAGAGAGGAGGAGGACAGACAGAGGGGAGCCAUUGAGGAGGACAGCAGAGAUUCUGGAAGUUUCUCUCUGGAAGAGAACAGAGACGCCCUUAGCAGUGCACUGUCAAUUGAAGAGGGGGAACUGGAGGAGGAGAGGAUGGAAUGGGAGAAGAGGGAACAGAGGCGCAGCCUGGAGACAGACAGGGCCAGCAGCUCCACAGGAUCCCUGAGCUCCAGAGAGGACAACGGUGAGGUGUUUGACAUUUCUUCAGCGGAGGAGAUGGUGACACCAGCACGACCGCAGACUACUGAGGACCUGUUCGCUGCCAUACACAGCAGUGCAGUCUGGGAAGGCACACACGUUUGACAACCCAGGUGUGUGGGCGUGGCGUUGACAGCAGGACAGAGGCUCCCGUCUGCGGCCAAGGGACUUUAUAUGUAUCCUGCACAUGGGGGAAACUGAUUGGAAGUCAAGUCAACUGAAACAUUCUGGUCUCCAGACUGGCUGUUGUUAUAGGAUGGUUGUCUCUGUUAAUAGAUUACAGGACUGUGUACAUGUUGUUUUUUGAUGUGUUGCUUCAGUCCUCUGUCUAAUUUUAGUAUGUAGCGGUAUACAGUUUGAGAUUAAUGUUAAACUGUAUAUUAAAAAUGUAUUCUGAAGUUUCAGUUACCAAAGACAACAUGUCACUCCCAGUGAAUCGGCAGCAGGGGGACAUGUCUGAGAAUGUUUCCUUGAUCGUGAUUGGCCUAUUGUUAUCAUGAUUGUGAUUGGCCUAUUGUUAUCAUGAUUGUGAUUGGCCUAUUGUUAUCAUGAUUGUGAUUGGCCUAUUGUUAUCAUGAUUGUGAUUGGCCUAUUGUUAUCAUGAUUGUGAUUGGCCUAUUGUUAUCAUGAUUGUGAUUGGCCUAUUGUUAUCAUGAUUGUGAAUGGUCCAGAAAUUGGAGGAAUGGAAUUUGCUGAAGUGAUUUAUAUUUAUAUUAUUUUAUACUUAAACCUCUUUAAAUCCUCUAUUCAUUUUUUAUUUGACUUUAAAAUAUAUAUAGAAUGUAGUAAGUACAUGCUUAACAUUGCAGAGUUCUCCUCUCAUUAUAAAGUAACUUCUGUCUCCUUUAUAUUACUGCACCUUAAUACCUGGACUUUGUACAUUUUCUGACACUUGAUUUCGGUAGAGGGCUUGUUUGUGUUUUUCUAGUCUAUUUAUUUGAAAACUGUGAAUAAAAUUGGGCCCACUGUUUAUCAGAGUUAUCACUGGUGCUAGAUAUGGGGUUUAGGGUUUAGAAGAUAGAGGUUAGAGGUUAGAGGUUAGAGGUGGAAUGUUGAGAGACUGAGUUUCUAUGGAAUAUAUGACAUAUCUAGAGUGAUGAAGUGAGGUGGAUGAGAGAGAGAGAGAGAGA
Salmo salar (Atlantic salmon) is the source of this 7658-nucleotide messenger RNA. Lineage: Eukaryota; Metazoa; Chordata; Actinopteri; Salmoniformes; Salmonidae. The record is from RefSeq and is a predicted model, not a curated record.